Molecule: messenger RNA, 1113 nt
Organism: Aphidius gifuensis
Lineage: Eukaryota; Metazoa; Arthropoda; Insecta; Hymenoptera; Braconidae
Product: mitochondrial intermembrane space import and assembly protein 40-B-like
Exons: 2
Coding region: 515-916 (133 amino acids)
Biological process (GO): protein import into mitochondrial intermembrane space
Cellular component (GO): mitochondrial intermembrane space
Molecular function (GO): protein-disulfide reductase activity
Source: RefSeq, a predicted model, not a curated record
UGUAUAAAAAAAUUCUCUAAUAAUUCAACCCUUUUAAUUGCUCAACAUAUGUCCAACAAAACAACAAUAAUACUGAUGUCAUCUCUUCUACUGUUAGAAAAUGGAAAAUGCUUUCUCUGAUGUUUCUUAUUGACCGGUUUAUCGACUGCGCACUGUCAUACCUGGUACGUAUAUUUCUACCAUGUGGUAUCAUGAUUUUUUUUUUUUUUUUCAUCAUUUUUCAUAAUCGACACGAGGCAGUAGGCACAACCAUCUUUCUUGAUUAUCAAACAAUUGUUAACAAAAAUACCAAAUACUCAAAAUCGUCAAAUAAGUAUUAAAAAAAAAAAACAUUGGAUCACAUUUGUAAGAUCAUCACUUACACUGCAAAUACUUACGAAGAGGAUACUUGUAUUUUUAUUGUUAAUAAAUCAUCAGUUAGUCCAUUUGGUUUACUUUCUGACGCUCGUGAUUAUCAUCAUUGACAUUUAAUAAAUAAUUUAAUAAAAACAACAGCAAUAAUAAUAUCAUAAUAAUGUCUGCUGAAAAAAUAAAUAAGCAAGAUGAAGAAAUAUUUUUAACAAAAAAAGAUGAACCACCAAGUUACAUGAUUCAUCAUCAUCCUGAGCCAAAACCAAGUCAAGGUCCGACAGGUGAAAAAGGAGAAAUAGAUUGGGAUUGUCCAUGCCUUGGUGAUCUACCACAUGGACCAUGUGGUCCUGAAUUUCGUGAAGUAUUUUCAUGUUUUCAUAAUUUAACAGCUGAGUCACAAGGUUCUGAGUGUUUUGAAAAGUGGGCAUCGAUGUACUCAUGUAUGUCGAAAUACCCAACAUUAUAUGCUAAAAAAAAUGAUGAUGAUGAAGAUAAAAAAAUCAAUGAUGAAUCAAUUAGCAAUGAUAAAACAACUAGCAAUGAUGAACAAACUGAACGUAAAUAGUUAAUUUAAUAUACUCAAUUAUUAUAAUCAUUUAUUUAUUUGUUCUAUUUUGUUUUGAUGAUUUAAUGAUGAUGCAACAAUUAAAUGGCUUAUUAUCACGUUUAUCACUUUGUUUAUAAAUCAAUUCUACACAAAAUUGUUCUUUAAAAUAAAACAAUUUUUUUUUCUUCUAUCUUUUGAUCUUGUUGGUGCAAAAA